Molecule: messenger RNA, 1605 nt
Organism: Adineta steineri
Lineage: Eukaryota; Metazoa; Rotifera; Eurotatoria; Adinetida; Adinetidae
Source: the annotation of a GenBank genome assembly
AUGUUUGUCUUCAGAAUAAUACGACAUAGUAAACGUUCAAAUUCAACAAUCACCCUCAUAAUAGUUACAGUUUGCUCGUUUCUGUUUACUGUAUAUUUAUAUCGUCAACGUUCAACUCGAAAUAUUCCAUCAUCGAUCAUUGUAAAAUCAGACACGUUAGUUUCUUCAAUUGCUGUAACAACAGAAAAAAAUAUCUCAACAGAACAAUCUCUACAUAAACAAGAAUCAUCAAAGACUAUUGAAACAAAUGCUUUUGAUAAAUAUUCAAGUGAGGAACAUCUUCUUUCACUACUUACUCAAUAUUCAAAUACAUUCAAACAAGUUAUUAUAACGAUAAUUGGUGGUGAUAGUUAUUCAUUAUUUGCUUGGGAUUGGUAUGAAAGAAUGUAUGAAAUAUCAAAUAUUACAAAUAAAUGUCAUUGUUUUGUUGUUGCUAUGGAUGAAAUUGCUGUUAUAUUAGCUGUAAAACAAGGUGUACCUGUAUAUUAUUCUACAUUUACAUUUGAACAACAGAUGAAUUGGAUAAAUAGUAUCGAAGCAAGACAACAUUCUCUAUAUCGUGUUGGUCAUGCAAAAUUUGAUACAACUGCUAAGAUCAUACGAAUGGGUUAUUCAGUUAUUUUAAGUGAAAUGGAUGUUUUUUGGAGAGCUAAUCCAUUAGAUCAUUUAAAACAGCCAAUUGAUGCAUAUGAUCUGCAAAUAAGUGAUCAUUUCGGUGCACAUCCACGAGUUAAUAUCGGUAUAUUUUUUGUUCAAUCUACAAAUAAAUCGAUAGAAUUCAUGUCUUAUGCUGCCGAUUUUUGGUUACGGUAUGGCAAAGGUGCUUAUUUAUCGGAUCAACGUGUACUUGAUGCUUUAUUGAAAAAUUAUGAUCAUAUUGAUAAAACAUAUUUACAAGUACUAAAACCAAUUCCAUCAUUAAACUGGACAACACACGUGUUUGGAUCUCAUUUUUCACAUUUGAUGACGGAUGGUAGUGCUUUUACAUUAUUUGAUCGUGCAGAACAGCUUGGAAUACGAUCAAAAAAAUAUUAUGGUGAUCAAAAUACAAAAUAUUUUACAGUAACAGUCUCAAAUACUGAUAUGACAAUUAAUAAUCGAAAUCUUCUUAUUCGUGCUUUACUUAUCUUACAACAUACACAUCUAAAAAAUCGUAUACUUAUUUUACCAGCUUUUUCACAUAAUUUAACUACUAUUAAACUUAGAUCUCAACUUGAUGGGAAGAAAUUUCUUCUUUAUUGGUCUGAGAAACAUAUUCGUUUACCAAUUUUUCUUCAUCAUCCUAAAACUCGUUCAAUACCUGUUAUAAAUUUAACAUUAUCAUCGAAUAAAACAUAUGAAGAUAUAAAUGGAAUAUUAAAUUUUACUAUCGAUUCCAUACCACUUAAUUUACUAGCACCUUCACCACAAUUUGAAGUAUUUAUUCGAGAUUCUCUUUUAUGGUGCUCACCACCAAUCGAUGGUGGUACAGGAUGGUGUAUUCAUCAUCCAAGAGAUUAUGGUGCAACAAUGGAAAUAUUAUUUGCUUGUCGAGGUGAUCCAUAUCCACCAUGUGCAAAUAAAACAGAAAAAAAUGAACAAUUUCUUUAUCGACCAUAUGAAUAG